Molecule: messenger RNA, 557 nt
Organism: Zea mays
Lineage: Eukaryota; Viridiplantae; Streptophyta; Magnoliopsida; Poales; Poaceae
Exons: 1
Coding region: 1-372 (123 amino acids)
Biological process (GO): response to osmotic stress
Cellular component (GO): nucleus
Molecular function (GO): calmodulin binding
Source: RefSeq, a predicted model, not a curated record
AUGCUGAUGCAAGGCGUCGUGGCAGUGAUGGACUGUACCUCGACGGGCGUAGCGUCGCUGUCCUCGUCCACGCGGUGCCGGCUGGGCCCGGCGGGCGGGCACGCGGGGAAGCGGCGCCGGCCGCGGCCGUCCAAGCGCGCGCCCACCAUGUACAUCAGCACCGACGCCGCCACCUUCCGCGCCAUGGUGCAGCGCGUCACCGGCGCCGACGAGGCCAACCUGCAGCCGCCGCAGCAGGACGGACUCGGCCUCAGCCUCCUCCUGCCGCACCUCGGCGUCGAGCGGUUCCUACAGGCGGCGGGACACGCGGCACCGCACAUCGCUGCUACACCGUACACGUCUGCCCCGCUCGCCGCGGCGGCAGAGCAGUAGCCGUUGUACCCGACCGCUGGACUUGUGGAACGUGAUGUACAGGAAGAAGACCGAGGUGGUCUCAGCCCUGACUGGCCAAUGAAACCGUCCCAAUUGUUCCCCGUCCGUUCCAGUUCCAGGCAAGCCUAUACGUGCCUGCGCAGCAUUAGCAUCUACCGUCGAUGAUCUGAUCAGCAGACGAUCCC